AUGGCUGAUCGUGGAGGAGAUAGCAGCAGCGAAGAGGAAGAUCCCAAGUGGAAAGCCGCCAUUAAAUCGAUAGCCACCACCACCGUAUACGGCGCCUCCGCCGCGAAACCAGCAGCAACUCAGACACAUGAAGAAGGAGAUUUCCGACUCAAACCUAAAAAGCUAACACAUGCCCAAAUGAAGGUGAAGAAGCUUUUGAAUGAAAUGGUGGAGAACACUUUAGACUUUGUGAAAGAUCCUGUCAAUGUUCCCGAGGAUAAACCCGAGAGUGACUCUGGAGUUCGGUUAUUUAAGCAGAGUUCGACUGGCAUAAUCUUUGAUCGUUUAGAUGAGCUUCAAGGACCAAAAAAGAGGCCUAAGUUACUACCUGGAGUUGAAGGAAACUCUAAAGAGUUUAAGAAACGUAUAAAAUCGAUUGCUGUUGAUGGGCCAGAUGUUUUAGCUGUGGCUAUAGAGGCGGCUAAGAAAUCCUCAGCUAGAUUAGAGGCGAAAGAAGCGCGUGCAAAAGCUAAAGCUAAGAAAGAGGAAGAGAGAGUCGCGGAAUUGAAGAAAGUAAGAGGAGAAAAAUGGCUACCUUCUGUUGCACGGGAAAUGCAGCGAAACAACAAAUCAACAUGGAGAUCUGCAAAGUCAUGA
Molecule: messenger RNA, 636 nt
Organism: Arabis nemorensis
Lineage: Eukaryota; Viridiplantae; Streptophyta; Magnoliopsida; Brassicales; Brassicaceae
Source: the annotation of a GenBank genome assembly